CUGACGCGGCUGCGCGGUGCGGCAUUGCUACUGGAAAGUUUGUAUCACUCUUUAUAUUUGGACGAAGAUAUCACUCGACAAUGUCGCAUCUCGCGGAGGACACACUGUGUCGGACAUUUCACUGGUGACAGUAAGAAGGAGCAGAGCGGACAUGGCCGUUACAGUCGCACACCACCACCACCACCACCGAGCUACCGUGCCGUGGGUCUGGGGUCAGUUUGUACCGAGGCUGUAUGGAGUUUGUGCCGCUGGACAUUGCGUACUGGCCUAACCACCACCAGUAAUAACAACUCCGCAGGAGAGACUGUUUAACACGAUGGUCCCACUUUAACAAGGGGCUAAUUCUUCAUAUCUUGAUUGGAUUUUUAUCGGCCACCACCAUGUCUGACCAAAACUACUAUUGGACCGUGUUGCCGAGCUACAAAACUAGUUUUGUGACUGGGGCCAUGAUGAAAAGAUCAAAAAGUUCCCGUAACAACAAGAGAAGGAGUUUGGCGGUCGGGACCCCUUCGCCCACGCUCUCACGGCCGCUUUCACCUCUCCCACUUGCCACAGCUGGCAGCAGCCCUUCAGAAAGCCCCAGAAAUGUCUCUGCCAGCACCUCUGCCAACUUCCAGUUUGCCCGCAGCCAACUGGCCCGCACUGAAAGAGCGGAUGGGCGAAGGUGGUCUGUGGCGUCAGUUCCCUCGUCUGGAUACUGCACCAAUGCACCCAGUUCAUCAGUAUCUUCCUCUUCUUCCCAGGAGUUAUUGCAUCAGUUGCCCCUCCAGCCCACGCAAGAUGAUCUCCACUUCCUGUUUAAACAUUUCCGGAGCACAGAGAGUGUGGCGGACGAAGAAGGAGCACACCCCGCGCCCCCUGUCAGGCUCCGCUCACGCAGUCUCAGCCCUGGACGGACCUGUGGAACAUUUGACAAUGAAAUUGUCAUGAUGAAUCAUGUCUACAAAGAACGCUUUCCUAAGGCGACAGCCCAGAUGGAGGGUCAGCUGCUUGACAUCAUUGCAGAGUGUUCCCCAGGCUCUGCUCUUCCCCUGGCUGAUGGUGUACUGGGAUUCAUUCAGCACCAGCUGGUGGAGCUCGCCAGAGACUGUCUGGACAAGUCCCAAAAAGGCCUGGUCACCUCCAGGUACUUUGUGGAGCUGCAGGAGAAACUGGAGAAGCUGCUGCAUGAGGCGUAUGAGCGUUCAGAGAGUGAGGAGGUGACCAUCAUCACUAAACUGGUCAAGAAGAUUCUCAUCAUCAUCUCCAGGCCGGCCAGGCUCCUGGAGUGUUUGGAGUUUGAUCCAGAGGAGUUUUACCAACGUUUGGAGGCUGCAGAGGGUCAUGCCAAGGUGGGCCACGGUAUCAAGACUGAUAUUCCCAGAUACAUUAUCAGCCAGCUUGGCCUCACCAGGGAUCCUUUGGAAGAGAUGGUCCAUCUGGAGCAGACGAGUCCGAGUCACAGGUCGUCCAGCAGAGACUCUGAUGACACUGGAGACGCAACACCCACACAGAGCCGAGCAGCCUGCACCCCUCCUCGUAGGAAACCGCUGGAGAGCGACUUUGAGACUAUCAAGCUCAUUAGCAAUGGCGCCUAUGGGGCUGUAUUUCUGGUGCGCCACAAGGAGACCCGUCAACGUUUUGCCAUGAAAAAGAUCAACAGGCAGAAUCUGAUCCUUAGGAACCAAAUCCAGCAGGUGUUUGUGGAGCGAGACAUCCUCACAUUUGCUGAAAACCCAUUUGUUGUUUCUAUGUUUUGCUCUUUUGAGACGCGGAGGCACCUCUGCAUGGUCAUGGAGUAUGUGGAAGGUGGAGAUUGUGCCAACCUAUUGAAGAACAUUGGUCCUUUGCCUGUGGACAUGGCACGGAUGUAUUUCGCAGAGACAGUCCUGGCUUUAGAGUACCUUCACAACUAUGGCAUUGUACACAGAGACCUCAAACCUGAUAAUUUGUUAAUCACCUCCAUGGGACACAUUAAGCUGACAGACUUUGGGCUGUCAAAGAUUGGUCUAAUGAACAUGACCACCAACUUGUAUGAAGGACAUAUUGAAAAGGAUACCAGAGAGUUCAUCGACAAACAGGUGUGUGGUACUCCAGAGUACAUUGCACCUGAGGUGAUCUUGAGGCAGGGCUAUGGGAAGCCAGUGGACUGGUGGGCUAUGGGCAUCAUCCUUUAUGAGUUCUUAGUGGGCUGUGUUCCUUUCUUUGGAGACACACCAGAACAGCUCUUUGGUCAGGUGGUCAACGAUGACAUCAUUUGGCCAGAAGGAGAGGACGCUCUGCCAGCUGAUGCCCAGGACCUUAUCACCAGGCUGCUGAGACAGAGCCCUCUGGAGCGUCUAGGAACAGGUGGAACCUCUGAGGUGAAGAUGCACACGUUCUUCCUGGGUCUGGACUGGAACGGCCUCCUGAGGCAGAAAGCUGAAUUCAUACCGCAACUCGAGACUGACGAUGACACCAGUUACUUUGACACCCGAUCAGAGCGCUACUGUCACCUGGGCUCAGAUGACGAUGAUGAAACCAAUGAUGAUGAAUCAUCUCGGGAGCUCCGACAGUUCUCCUCUGUGGCCCACCGCUUCAGCAAGGUGUACAGCAGCACAGAGCACCUGUCCACCUCCACGCCGUCCAACCAGAGCCUGUCGUCAUCCGAGCGAAGCCACAGUGAGGAGAAGGAGGAGAGGUGGGAGGGCAGGGGAGUCCUCUCCCCUGGCGAUGGAUUCAGACACUUGGCUGGUGGAGACAGGAGGGCAGAUGGACACAGGGGGAGUCUACGUCCUCGUGCUUCAUCCAGCUCCUCCCAGUCAGAGCGCAGCACCAGCCCACUGGUGAUGAACAGCACCCAGAGCCUCGACAUCAUGCCUCGCUUUGCUAUCUCUGCCGAGGAGGAAGACGGGAUGGUUUCCAACCUGCGACGCAUUCGGCUCCGGAGCAACAGCACAGGCACCAGGCCGUCCUUCCGAAGAGGGGCGUCCAGACGCAUCGCCCACCAGCUAGAGACCCCAGAGAAACCCAGAUCCCCAGCUGGGAAAGUCCCCAAGUCUGCCUCUGUCUCUGGCCUGUCCCUCAUCAUUACCCCAGAUGACUCAGCAUGUCCUCCUACGAGCCCCAAAUCGUCCUUGUCCCUGUCGUCCAACCCCUCAUCCAGAGACUCGUCCCCCAGCCGGGACCUCUCUGUCAGCAUCAGCUGCCUCAGGCCUCCUGUGGUCAUCCACAGCUCUGGGAAGAGGUUUGGCUUUGCUCUGCGGGCUAUCAGAGUCUACAUGGGAGACAGUGACGUCUACACUGUUCACCACAUGGUCUGGUGUGUGGAGGAAGGCAGUCCAGCACAUGAGGCAGGAUUGAGGGCUGGUGACCUCAUCACUCAUGUCAACGGGGAGUCUGUCCAGGGACUCGUCCACACUGAGGUUGUAGAGCUCCUUCUCAAGAGUGGCAACAGGGUGACCUUGCAGACUACUGCACUGGAGAACACCUCUAUUAAGGUGGGCCCUGCCAGAAAGGUGAGCUACAAGGCCAAGAUGGCCCGGCGCAGCAAGAAGAGCAAGAGGAAGGACGGACAGGACAGCCGACGGCGUAGCAUCUUGAAGAAGCUAUCUAAGCAUACGCCUCCUCCACCCAUGCAGAGCAGUCGUAGCUUCUCCUCAGGUUUCCACCAGUCAUCUAGCGACAGCCUCUCCGGCUCUCCCACGCAGAGUCUCUCUCCUGGGCCUUCUACGCCUUGUCGUUCCCCCGCCCCUGACCACUCCGGAGACUCAAGUUCUUCUCCUUGCUCCAGCUCCCCUAACUCGCCUGUACCACAGGCCCGUCCAAGUUCUCUACAUGUGUUGGGUCGCUACACCAAAGCUGGCCGCUGCAAGUCCACCAGCAGUAUCCCUCCUUCACCGCUGGCCUGUAUCCCACCUCCUCAGCCCCUCUCUCCACAGUGCUCUCCAUCCUGCCUCCCCAGUCACCCAAAGUCCCUACAGGGUUUCCAUGGCAAGACAUUGUCCCCUCCCACUAUCGCCCGCCAUUCUGUGCGUCCCCGCAGUGCAGAACCACCACGCUCACCACUCUUGAAGAGGGUCCAGUCGGCAGAGAAGCUGACAGGAGACAAGACGACGGGGGGUUACCAUGGUGAUAGGAAGGCCUACAGCACCCGCCGCCACACCAUGGAGGUGCCUCUGUCUGAGGGGGAGGGGCUGGAGGACAUGGAGGGGGACACUGCCACCGGGUUUGUCUGUGUGGGUGAGCACGGCCGUCAGGGGCUGUACAUAGGAGGGCAGAGAGGCCACCAGGACACAGCCAGUGGGGGCAGCGAGCACCACCGCUCUACCACCUCACCACAACACCGCAGCAGCAACCACCACUCCAAAGAGGUGGUGGUGAUGAGGAAGUUGGCUCUGUCGGAGCGAAGGGACUCCUUCAAGAAACAGGAAGCCGUGCAGGAAGUGAGCUUCGAUGACUUGGAGGAGAGGGAGGCGACGCCGAGCCCAACGCUUCCGGUCACGCAGCCGAAGGCAUUCAAGGCAUCCUGGAUCAACUCAGCCCAAUCAGAAUCUAGUGUGAAGCUGGAAGGAAGAGGAUCACAGGGUACAACAACACAGCAGAAAGCCAAGUCAAAAGACAAAGAAGGGUUUUAGUUGUGUCUCUUUGCCAGGGAAGGUCAACAGAGAGUCUCACUCUGGAAGAGACUGAAAGGUGAAGAUAAGUCUUUGACCUGCUACUCUACUUACAUUUGAAAGCCUUGCAUGUGUGUCCAGAAAACUGUGACCAAGUCCCAAAUCAACACAAGCAACUGUGUGAAGACAAAAGCGCAAAUUAACACCAAUGUUUCUCAGUAAUAUAUGCAUCCUGCAACACUGUUAACGGAAUAAUGACUGCCAAACUAUGUUUACUUCCUAGUUGCUUGUUUUCUCUCUUGGUUUUCAAAUCACUGUGGCACCUGUAACUGAUGUGUUUUGUACAUAUGUUUUUGUUUUAAAUGAAGAAACUUAUUUAUGACUUUUUAUGCUCAUCUUGGGUUGUUUUUUUGUUUUGUUUUUUUUUGGUUGCUGAAAAUGCCUUUUGACGCUUCAGCUGUUCUUAGUUCAGGAAUUGCACAAAAGAAAAGCCACACACAACUUCUCAGUGUGGUUUUACAGAAGGUGCAGAAAAGGGCAGGUAACAUCAGUUGAUAUCGUACCUUUAUUUUAUACCUCAAUGCCUGUCUAGAACUAGGUGUUGUUUCAUGUUCAGUUUGGAUCUUUGAAACAAACAUACAGUGUUUGUCCUGCAAUAUAUAAUGUAUUAUACAAUUGCGGAAGAUAUUCUGUGCUGCCUCUCGGAAGAAAUGUAUCAUACAGAUUGUGGUGGGCACCAUUUGGAGUCAUCAAUCCAGAACAGGCCUUGUCUAAACAUUUUUACUAAAAAUAUCAACAUCUCAAUAUUUGGAAGCCUAACUGUGGUGCCAAAGCAUGGUUUAGCCAUAGGAACCAUUUUAAAAAAGAGGUACUGUAGUUGUACAUAAGAAGCUUCAUGCAUGCAUGGGCUCUACUUCCACUUGCUGGCUGUCUUAAAAAAAGCGUGUCAGUGCUGACACUCCUCAAACAGUGGUUUGAAUAAUAACCUGAUCAACAUACAGGUGUGUAGAUAAAACCGUUGUCUCUGUCUUCUAAUACCUUGUUGAAUCAAGCCUCCGUCCAGUUCCUUACAAACCUAGUCUAGCUGAAGUGUUUGCACAAGUUGUAGUAGCCGUAUAACAGUUAGAGCACAUUUAUAUUUCAGGACGAUCUCCUUCUCUGUGGGAUUCAAAAAUUGUACAGUGGAUGCAACAAACAAAACUGGCUCCCUUGGCUGUUUUUUUUUUUUUUUUUUUUUAAUGUGUGUUAUGAACGAAUGUUUACAUUUUAGUGCAAAUGUGUGUGCGUGUGGUCAUGGUUUUGUUAAAUUAUUACGAAAAAAGUUAAUGAUGGAAUACAACCAGAGGCCCUGAGCGGAUGAAGGAACGAGUAGAGGUGAUUUCUUUUUGUACAUUUUGAUAUGGAAACAGUCUUGUUGCAGUACUAAUAGCCUAUGCUGUUGAUGUAUAUUGUAUAAACAAUGGUGGACCUUUAUAACAGCUGUCGGUGGUGUUUUUUUGAAAGUGACCUUGUAAGGGUAGAUGGACUCAUUGUGUAAUGUCACUUAUGUGGCAGGGUCUUGAUCUCAUGUUGCGAUCAGCCUCAAAGGAUUGUGCAUGCUUCACAUCCCAGUAUAUUCCCACAAUCUUACAACAUGUUUACAUUUUUUUAAGCUCUUGGAAGUUAUUAAUCUCAUUGAAUUCCUAAUGAUGAUUUUCAGUCACUGAUUUGAGCUUUAAAAUUAGUGUUUUGUUAGGAGAUGUGAACAUAUGGGAUUUGGUUUUCAGCAAUGUAUUUUUUCAUUUCUAUUAUUUUUGUUCCCGUUUCUGAGCUUUUUUUGUUGUUUUUUUUUCAGAAACUGUUUGGAUCGGCAACCAAAAAUGCUUACAGUCUUAUUUCAGAUUAAUUCGCUGCACAGAAGACAAUUUUGUGCCUGUGUUCUUAGUUUUAUGAAGGCGCACAUUUGUGUUUUGCGGAGCGAAGGGAAUUAUUCAUUUGGGAAUUUAUAGCGGAAGUUUAACACAUACUAAGCCUUGCACAGUGGUUAUAGUGGCCGUUCAAAUUAGAAAUUAGAAGUGUGUUUAUUGUAUUGUGGGGGGAAAAACUGUGUCUGUGUAGGAUUUGUCACUGAAUAUCUGAUGCAAUAUACAUCUUGGUAUGUUAGGAUUUGAUCACGUUAUUUUGUACCCCUACCAAACUGUCAUAGUAUCUCUUGACCCUUAAGUUGUAUCAUCAUGUUAUGCUUUUUAAAAUCAAGUUCUUUUUGUGAAGCUCUCAGCAGCAGUCCAUCCAUAACAACAGUUUGGGCAUCACACAUCAAAAUGAAGCAUCACAACUCUUUUCAUCUGUGUUUUGUGUGUGUGUGUGUGUGAUAAAACUGUUGCUCAACCGUCAUUCUCCAUAUUCUCCACACUUGUUUUAGUGUGUGUUAAAGUCGUUGCUCCCCGAUCGUCCCCAAACUGGCCUUUGUGAAAUUCCUACAAUGUGGGUAUCUGAUGCAGACCGGUGUGACAUUGUCUGUUUUUUUUUUUUUUUAUUGUCUUAACAGUGCUUGAAAUAAAUGAAUUGCAAAGGGACUACAAAGUCCAGAAUACAAA
Molecule: messenger RNA, 7150 nt
Organism: Dicentrarchus labrax (European seabass)
Lineage: Eukaryota; Metazoa; Chordata; Actinopteri; Moronidae
Gene: mast3a
Product: microtubule associated serine/threonine kinase 3a
Exons: 27
Coding region: 381-4595 (1404 amino acids)
Biological process (GO): intracellular signal transduction; peptidyl-serine phosphorylation
Molecular function (GO): protein binding; protein serine/threonine kinase activity; ATP binding
Source: RefSeq, a predicted model, not a curated record